AUAUGUUUACAAGUGAAGAGAGUGAAUUUUAAAAAAGAUAAACAAUAAACAAUUAGAGUUAAUUUUCUCCGUUAAUUAAGUGAUUGAUUUGUUUCUCUUUGAUUUUCCAUGGUAAUUAAGUCUCCGGUGAUCAGUUAAUCAUGUUCAGACAGAGAAGGGGAGGUCGGCAACCUUCAAUUGCGACCAUUUUAUUGUUAACUGAAUUGUUCCAAGUCGCCACUACUUCGGGAAUUCCUCCGGUUACAUUGGUUACAAUUGGUCUUCAGAUUUUAAUUUUUCUCAGACUAAUUGCGGUCCCUUGGUCUAAUCAUUAUGAUGUUUGUCUUGAUGUAACUCAUGUAAUUAAACAUCAUCAAUGGAUCAGAUUAAUUGCCAGUGCAUUUGAACAUGCAGAUGAUUAUCAUUUAUAUUAUAAUAUGAUCUCAUUCCUUUGGAAAGGAAGAACUUUGGAACAACGAUUUGGUCCAUUUAAAUUUCUCUACAUGUUAAUCAUAUUUACACUCACUUGUAAUGCGACAUAUAUUGGACUCUAUUAUUGUUUAGCACGAUUAACGGGUGACUAUCAAUACAAUAGUGUUUGUGCAAUCGGAUUCUCAGGUGUAAUAUUUGCUCUUAAGGUUCUUACCACAUAUUACUGGCCAGUGGCCGCUUAUACCAGUGUCUUUGGUAUUCCAAUGGCCGCUAGACACGCUGUUUGGGGUGAACUGAUUUUCAUUCAAAUAGUUAGUCCGAACGCUUCAUUUAUUGGACAUUUAUCGGGAAUCUUGGUUGGAUUAGCGUAUUGUAAAGGUCCACUUCGAGCUUUCAUCGAUUUAACUUAUCAUGUAUUAACUGCACCAAUCGGAUUAAACGAUAAUCACCCAGGACCACAAGGCCAAGAAUAUAAUCAACACAAUUAUAAUGAACAAAAUCAAGGAGGAUACAAUAGAUACUAUGGUGGUCAAGCUUCUUAUGAGGAAAUGAGAAGGAGAAGAGGUUACAAUCAACCAGGAUUCUUUGGAUUUAAUCAAGGGCCAUUUUUCCGAACAUAUUAACAAACAUAAUUACAAAUCAAAUAAAUUGAUUAUCUCUUUUUUUUAUUAACGAAAAAUUAAAUUCCAAUUUUUUUAAACGA
Panonychus citri (citrus red mite) is the source of this 1114-nucleotide messenger RNA. RefSeq names its product rhomboid-related protein 4-like. Lineage: Eukaryota; Metazoa; Arthropoda; Arachnida; Trombidiformes; Tetranychidae. The transcript has 4 exons. The coding region runs from base 141 to 1034 and encodes 297 amino acids. Gene Ontology annotation, molecular function: serine-type endopeptidase activity. Gene Ontology annotation, cellular component: membrane. The record is from RefSeq and is a predicted model, not a curated record.